CUUCUAGUAGUUAUAAUACAUUAAUGAAAAGUAUUUGUUUAAUAUUAAUUUUAUUACAAAAUUUAUCAAUAAAUACAAAAUGAGAAAAUCCAAUAAGGAUUUAUACAUAUAUACGGUACAGAAUUCUGGUCAGCACAUGUACGAAUAUACUGAGUAUUGGGUAAAUUUAUAUUACUCCGAUAUUCGUGUAAUAAAUACGUAUUUUGCAUAAUCUUGUUCACGAUGACCGCGUUAAGUGGUUUUAUGGAGUUUUUUCAAAAAGGAAAGACAUUCAGACCAAAAAAGCGAUUUGCCCAUGGAACAUUGCGAUAUUCUUUGCAUAAACAAGCACAAGCUUCAUUGAAUUCUGGAAUUAAUUUAAGAUCUGUUGUAAAAUUACCUCCUGGAGAGGACUUGAACGAUUGGAUUGCUGUGCAUGUGGUAGAUUUUUUUAAUAGAAUAAAUCUAAUAUAUGGUACUGUUUCUGAAUAUUGUGAUUCUGCAUCUUGUCCUACUAUGAGCGGUGGGGCUCGAUUUGAAUAUUUAUGGGCAGAUGGUGAAAAAUAUAAAAAACCUACUGCAUUACCAGCACCACAAUAUGUUAGUCUUCUCAUGGAUUGGAUAGAAGCACAAAUUAAUAAUGAAACUAUAUUUCCUGUUUCAACAGAUGUUCCAUUCCCAAAAACAUUUGUACCAUUGUGUAGAAAAAUUUUGACACGCUUGUUUAGGGUUUUUGUCCAUGUUUACAUACAUCAUUUUGAUCGUAUUGUUGCCAUAGGAGCAGAGGCACAUGUAAAUACAUGUUACAAACAUUUUUACUAUUUUGUAACAGAAUUUGAAUUAGUAAAUACAAAAGAAUUGGAACCAUUGGCUGAAAUGACUUCUAAGGUUUGUAAGGAUACUGCAUCACCAACACAAACCACAGCACCAUCAAAUAAUGCUAGAUAGUGGUUAAACUUGUUAAAGGCAUAAUAAUGAAAUCGAAAUUAGUUAAAGUAAAUCCUCUUUUAAUAAAUUCAGUAAAAAUUGCAUUGGAAACUUCAUUACAUAUAGUGCUUACAUCUUUCCAUUAUUGCACUAAUCGUAAAAAUAAUUUUCCCGUUUAGGGAUGAAUUAUUAAUGUAAGUAUAUCUCUUUCUAGUUAAUCGUAUUAUACAGGAAAUAAAUUGUGCAUUUAUUUCUGUGUGCAUUAACAUCAUUGAAUUGAUGUAAUUAAAAACUUAAGGAUUAAUAUAUUACGAUUCUUUCGAAAAUUGUAUAUGUUUUACAAUAUCCACAUUUUUAUGAAUGUAUAGUAAAAAGUAAUCAAUAAUUAUGUUUUGUAUGUAGAUAUCUCGAAAUAAUUUUCUAUAUUCUUUCUUAAAAUUACAUAUUAGUAGUUACAUUUACCAUUACACACUCUCAAUCGAAGUAGGCUUCCUUAGAGAAAAUGGCGUUAACAUAGAUAUCAAUUCAAACUCUCCCGCGGAAUCGUCCAUAUUCAGGUGGUGGGGGUGGACAGACCUAUAUGUAUAAAUAGCGGCGCCUCCCAAGCAUCACCAUUUCUCUCGGGAACACCGAUGAGGUGAGAAGUACGCUACGGGGAAUCGUCACAUUCCCCGAGGAAGUCUACUAUACUCGGUUUUGUACAUUAUAUGUCAUGAAAAAAUGAUGCAUUGUUUAUAGAAUCAUUUCAUAAAAAUUCAUAAUUGUAUAAAUAAUUUUUUACUAUUCAAAUGCUUAUGUAAUGUCAUUUGUAUGAGAUGUAACAAUACAACGAGAUAAAUAGAAUACCACUAACUAUUCAACAAGUACAAAGUAAUAAGCCCGUUAUAAAAAAUUAUUUAUUAUUCGCAAUUAAUAAAUAAUUUGAAAUAAAUGAAUACCAAAGAAA
This is a messenger RNA of Osmia lignaria (orchard mason bee), 1852 nucleotides long. RefSeq names its product MOB kinase activator 3 (gene Mob3). The record is from RefSeq and is a predicted model, not a curated record. NCBI's taxonomy places the organism in Eukaryota, Metazoa, Arthropoda, Insecta, Hymenoptera, Megachilidae.